Pestalotiopsis fici W106-1 is the source of this 2424-nucleotide messenger RNA. RefSeq lists its product as uncharacterized. Gene Ontology annotation, biological process: double-strand break repair via nonhomologous end joining. The transcript has a single exon. The record is from RefSeq and is a predicted model, not a curated record. Gene Ontology annotation, molecular function: DNA binding; DNA-directed DNA polymerase activity. Lineage: Eukaryota; Fungi; Ascomycota; Sordariomycetes; Amphisphaeriales; Sporocadaceae. Gene Ontology annotation, cellular component: nucleus. Bases 1 to 2424 code for a protein of 807 amino acids.
AUGGAUCCAGACUUGGACGACAAAACGGCCCUUUUCAGUCGACUGCAAGACUUGGAGCAAAUCGAUGAGACCGACGACCAGAUCCUUGAAGCCGAAGAAGCUAACCACCGAGCCAAAUGCAAGGCCUUUGCACAUUCUAGUCCGAGGAAACCAACACCAAGAACACGAUCAACUGUUGGCGGCACCAGUACCCCACGUCUUGAGGCUCCUCGAAGAACAGCCUCUGACUCUGCCGCUGUUCAGAGGACACCAAGAGCUACCCCUCGAGCAGACGUGAUCAUCAUUGAAGAUACGCCCGAGCCCGAAGGAAAUCCGACAAAGAGGCCCCAACUUGCGUCGCUGCUCAACGUGACUUUUAAUGAGGAAAUUAUAUCUGUACCAGACUCAGUGCAAGCAUCUUCCAGCCAACCGAGCCGGAAAGUCUCACGCCCGCAACUGCGCAGGACGAACCGGUCAUCACCAUCAGCUGAAGACACACCAUCAGUCACCAUGGGCAAACGCAAGAGACCCACAAAGCUCAAUAUGGCGCCUGAGGCACAGCAAUGGUUCAAGGGCUCGUCAUUCUUCUACUUUCCAAAUAAUGACACCAAUGCUGUGCGAGAGCGGCGCAUCACCAAAGCCCGUGAGCAUGGCGCCGAAUGGGUGCGUACCUUGAGAGAGGCCACGCAUUUGAUUGUCGAUGCAGAUCUCACUCACAAGGACCUUGAAAAGGCCUUUUCUGCCAAUGAGUUGGCGGAUAAGAUUGUUGUCAAUGAUGUAUACCCCAUGGAAUGCAUCAGCUACCGUACCUUUUUGAAACCAGAUCGGGAGAAAUUCAAGGUCCAAGGAUUAUCGUCCACGCUCAACUCGUCAGUCGAUCCUCCACAAUCAUCAGAGACAUCGGAACGGUCGUUGCAGCCCAAGGCACCUAGAAGUCGCGCCCGAACUGGUCAUCUCGAUCCGGCCGCCACCCCUCCGAGGAGUGAUGCUUCUACACAGAAGAGUACUCAGCUAUCUUCAGGCAACGUCAUUUCCGAUUCCCAAUUGGGGAGUCAAAAAGCCACUGCGGACGUUGAUCACGAAAACAGUGUUAGCCAAGAGGAGAUGCCACUAGACGUGUCCCAGGCAGGAGCAGAGGGUAAGGCGGAUGAAGAUGAGCUCGCGCAAAUUAUCCAUUUCGCCAAAGCCAAUCCAGAUGCCAACGUUGAUGCUGAGAGUGAAAUGGAGGACGACAGGCGCCCAUCGUCUGCGGACAUUUCGACUGCUCCUUCUAUCGAACAAACCGCAGUUGACAAUGGGAGAGAAAGUUCGGAUGAUGAACCGCAGAGGAAGAAUCCCCGGAAAACAAAGGCCAAACGCCUCAAGAAUGAGAAUUGGCAAGACAAGUUUGCUUGCAUGAAGGGGGGCACGAAGGACGCCAAGCCUGAUAACCCCAAUGCUGAUACAAUUGCCAUGUUGCAGUCCAUGUGUGACCACUACACAAGAAAUAAUGAGCAUUGGCGUGUGACCGCCUAUCGCAGAGCAAUUUCAGCCCUUCGUCAGCAGUCAACCAAGAUUCUCACAUCAAGCCAAGCAAAGGAUAUUGCAGGUAUUGGUGAUCGACUCGCCGACAAAAUUGAAGAAAUUGUCACCACUGGCCGCCUCAGGAGGCUGGAAGAAGCUGCGAAUGAACCAAAUCAUGAGGCCCGUGAAUUAUUCUUGAAGGUCUAUGACGUCGGUCUCCAGACGGCAGAGAAGUGGAUUGCUCAAGGUUAUCGGACCCUAGACGAUUUGCUCGAGAGGGCCAAUCUCAGCAGGAACCAGCGUAUAGGCGUGGAGCACUUUGACGACUUGAAUACGCGCAUCCCACGCGCUGAAGUUGAGGCUUUGGGUGAUCACGUCAGGAGAGUGGCCCGGGAAUUAGACUCUAGAGUCGAGCUGCUCAUUGGGGGCAGCUAUCGACGAGGUUCGGACAGCUCAGGAGAUAUAGACUUUAUAGUCACCAAGAAAGGAACAACGGCAAGUGCUGACCUUGGGCCAUUUCUCGACGAACUAGUCGGCAGAUUGAUGCGUCAAGGCUUUCUGACAGCCGGUCUUGCAACAUCCCGGUCCGAUACUGGAAACAAAUGGCAUGGAUGCUGUGUACUUCCCAAGGAAGAGUUUCCUGGUGAUAGGACACAAUACAAGCCAAUAUGGAGACGGAUCGAUUUCCUCCUGGUUCCCGAGACCGAGUUUGGUGCGGCACUGCUAUACUUUACCGGCAAUGACUUGUUCAACAGGAGCAUGCGCUUAUUAGGGGAUAAGAAGGGCAUGUGCCUGAAUCAGCGAGGGCUCUUUCGUGGCGUCAUAAGAGGCCCAGGCAGGGUCAAAUACACUGAUGGAGAGCUAGUGGAAGGGAGAGAUGAAAAGAAAAUCUUUGAGGCUCUGGGGGUUCAGUGGAGAGAGCCGCAUCAAAGGUGGUGCUAG